CGUCGAUGCGUGUUGUUGUUGUUUUUUUUUUCUUUUUGCUCAACCUAGUUUUGUAACGAGCAGCGUAGCGAGUGGCAGUGCGUGGGUGGGUGCGUUGCGCGCAUUACAGUGUAGAACCGCGACCGACGAUAUUUAUUUAGGAUUGUGCUCGAGAGUGAUCGCGAUGAGCCAUCCUCGCAUUAGCUCGUCGAAGCGGCCGUCGUCGUCGCCGCGCGGCAAAACACGUUGCCGCUGCUGUUGCAGCAGCAGCUACAUCGAGCUGCUUUGAGCUCAACGACAACGUCGACGACGACUCGGCUUCAUGGAGUUGAUCAAAGCCGAGCUGUUGAUCGCGAUGGGCGUGUCGACGUGCGAGACUGCCCAGGCCGAGCAGCGCAGCCAGGCCUGCAACGUCCACCAGGUCCUUCACCAGGGCAUCGGCGACGCUGGUGGCGGCAUCGGCGACAAGAUCAAGUCCGAGUCGGACACCGAAUCCAUCGAAAACAACAACAAUAACAAUGGCAAGGCGGCGACACCGAGUAGCAGUAGCUCGGCCGGCAGCACCAGACCCGGCACACCCGAGGUCGUGGCGAGCAGCAGCCUGCCGAGCCUCAACAACAACAGCAGCGGCCUGAUCGAGGCUUUCUACGCCGACGCCAUCAUUCUGGUGACCGGCGCCACGGGCUUUCUGGGCAAGGCUCUGCUGGAGAAGCUGCUGCGCUCCUGCUCGAGACUCAGCACCAUCUUCGUGCUGAUCAGACCCAAGCGCGGCAAGAGCAUGGAGCAGCGCUUCGCCGAGCUCCUCGAGAAUCCCGUGUUCGAUCGAGUACGCGCCGAUCAACCGGGCUGCCUGGGCAAACUGUCGCCGGUCCUCGGCGACGUCGGCAUGCCCGAGCUCGGCCUCAGCCUCGAGGACCGCACGAUGCUGAUGCAGCGCUGCAACAUCGUGUUCCACAGCGCCGCCACGGUGCGCUUCGACGAGCCCAUCAAGGCCGCGGUGAAUCUCAACACGCGCGGCACCGAUCGCGUCAUCGACCUCUGCAAGGGCAUGACCAAUCUCCUCUGUCUCGUCCACGUGAGCACGGCCUACAGCAACGCCGAUCUCAGGGACAUCCAGGAGAUGGUUUACAGCACGAAAGUGAAGCCACAGACGAUGAUGGAGAUGUGCGAGAAUCUGGACGACGAGACACUGGCCAUACUGGAGAAGAAGCUGAUCGGCAAGCAUCCCAACACUUACACCCUGACCAAGGGCUUGGCCGAGCAGGUGGUGCUGGCCAAGGGCGUCGGCCUGCCCGCGGUGGCCAUAGUGAGGCCGAGCAUCGUCUGCGCGGCCUAUCAGGAGCCCUACCCGGGCUGGAUCGACAACGUGUGCGGCAUCACCGGUAUCCUGAUGGAGAUCGGCCGCGGGACCAUACGCAGCAUCGUCUGCCAGCCCCAGUGCGUCGUCGACAUCGUCCCCGUGGAUUACGUCGUCGACACCCUCAUCUGCACGGCCUGGCACAUCGCCAAUUAUCGGCCCCAGCGCUUCAUCAGCAACGUCAACGACAACAGCAGCACCCUGCGCGUCUACAACUGCACCUCGGGCAGCUUCAAUCCCGUCAAAUGGGGCGAGGUCGGCGAGAUGACGAAGAAGUACGCGAUCGAGUCGCCCUCCAAGUACGUCAUGUGGUAUCCGCACGUCACCUAUCGCUCGUCGCGAUUCUUCCACAAGAUCGCCGUCGGCGUUCUCCACUUUCUGCCGGCCUUCUUCAUCGACAUGGUGCUCAGACUGCGCGGCGGCAAGCCCAAAAUGGUGAGAAUCACCAAGAGGACCCUGCGAGCGGUGCGCACCGGCGAGUUCUUCGCCAUCAACGAGUGGUACUUCCACACGGAGAACGUGCGCGAGCUGAUCAAGAGCGUCAAGGGCUCGAUCGUCGACGGCGGCAAGUCGCGCUUCAACGUCGACCUCAGCCAACUGGACUGGGAGGCCUAUGUGCAGCGCUACGUGCUCGGCAUCAGGAAGUACGUGCUGAAAGACACGCCCGAGACCAUCGGUCGCGCCAAGAGCAAACUCCUCAAGCUGUACUGGCUGCGUCGCGUUAUGCAAACGAUCACGCUCUAUCUGCUGGUGAAAUUCAUCGUGAAGAUCAGCGGCCGGUGACGGGCCGUCCGCCACGGCUGCCGUUGCUGCUCCUGCUGCGCCUCGUGAUCUUCGUCGUCAUCGGUGAAAAGAGAGAAAGAGAGAGAGCCGCGCAAAAAUUUUAUUCCACAUUUAUGGCUGGACUUUUUUUUUACGGCUCGACCGAUCACUCCGAAACAAGUGGAGUGAUUUACAAUCGCAAUAAUAAAACGUGUAAGUAAAGCUUGUUUUUUUGUAACGAGAUAUGUACUUAUAAUUAUUUUUUUUGUAUACCUUACUUCAGUGGUAUAUUAUUAUUACGCAUACAACAAGGUUUACAAUUUUACCCCUAAUUUUAAUAUGCAACGAUAAUUUUUAAGUUUCUCUCUCCUUUCGAUCCGACGUUACAUACAUGUAUCUAGUUACUCAGAAAAUUAUACCGUGCAACAGUUGUCAUAAUAUUAUAUACACAUAAAAUACGUAAGCAUACGAAAAUAGACGUUAGAUUGCAUUAUCAGUUGAAUUAUAGUAAGAGAUCGAAAGAAGAAAAUGACUGAUGUUAAGUGGGUUGGGUAUUAUCAUCAAUAUUAUACAAGUAUUACUCAUUAAAGGACAUAUUCGUGUCAAUGGUAUUUCAUAAUAGUGCCUUACACAUGUAUCGCCGUGUAAAUGUACAUUAAUAAUAAUGGAAAAUCAAUUAAAUUAGUUUUUUAUAUUAAAAAAAAAAAAGAGGUGAAAUUCAAAUGCAGCACCGAUGUGUUUGAGUUACUGGAAAAAAGUAAGAUUUUGUCAAUUACCAAGAAAAUUCGUCACAAUAUGUUAUUUAAAAUGUAAAUCGAAUCGAAGUAAACGAUAGUAUUAUAGUAAUUAUUAUAUUAUGUAAUUGCAUCAACAUAACCAUAUGUAUUUUUAUUAUACAU
Messenger RNA from Trichogramma pretiosum, 2997 nucleotides. Its product is annotated as fatty acyl-CoA reductase 1-like. Gene Ontology annotation, molecular function: alcohol-forming very long-chain fatty acyl-CoA reductase (NADP+) activity. The record is from RefSeq and is a predicted model, not a curated record. Gene Ontology annotation, cellular component: peroxisome. The coding region runs from base 302 to 2119 and encodes 605 amino acids. Lineage: Eukaryota; Metazoa; Arthropoda; Insecta; Hymenoptera; Trichogrammatidae. The transcript has 8 exons. Gene Ontology annotation, biological process: long-chain fatty-acyl-CoA metabolic process.